CCCAUCACUACACCUUACAGGAAUUUUGAGGUUAUACUAAUAUCGAGCGUUCAGUUCGAUGCUUUAAGUUGUGAAUAGUUAUAGGUCUAACAGAGUAACUAAACAAAUAAUGUAUAACAAUGGAAACUAAAUUAGACGAGCUUCAACAAACAUUCUUAAAAAUAUCCAAAACCAAGUUAAGUUUGACGAAAAUCUCCGGAGACCGUUUGGAUUUAGAUUACGGGAUUGUUUUACCCAAAACAGUAGCUAAUCAAGUGUUUAAGUAUCUAGAAGAUACGAUUGAGUAUUACGAAGGCGAAUUAACCCAGGUGAGGAUUUUUGGUAAAUUCCAUAAAAUACCCAGACAACAAGUUGCUUUCGGAGACGACGGACUCAAGUACACAUUCUCUGGUGUCACCGUACCUGCCAAACCUUGGACGAAUGUUUUGGACAGUGGUUGCUUGACCGGACACCAUUACAACUUUGUUUUGAUAAAUAGAUAUCGAAAUGGCAAAGACCAUAUAGGAGAACAUAGAGAUGCUGAAAAAGAUUUGGACAGAAACAGCCCGAUUGUUUCUAUUUCUUUAGGCCAACAGAGGAACUUUAUCCUCAAGCACGGCGAAUCGAGGGGAAAGAACAAAUCCAAAAGCAUUCGACCUGUGAAGUUGGCACUUGAGCAUGGCAGCAUUCUCUUGAUGAAUCCACCAACAAACGAAAUUUGGUACCACAGUUUGCCUCCAUGCAAGACCGCGCCGGGUGUUAGAAUCAAUUUAACGUUCAGGAAAAUUAUAGAAUAGUAUAUAAAUAAACUAGGUCUCAAUGAAUAUGAUAUAUGUAUAAUCAUUUUUCAAAUUUUUAAAUAUAAAGUUUUAUUUAUUUGUACACA
Messenger RNA from Acanthoscelides obtectus, 865 nucleotides. The record is from the annotation of a GenBank genome assembly. Lineage: Eukaryota; Metazoa; Arthropoda; Insecta; Coleoptera; Chrysomelidae.